This is a messenger RNA of Neurospora crassa OR74A, 4954 nucleotides long. RefSeq names its product SET-3 (gene set-3). The record is from RefSeq and is a predicted model, not a curated record. Gene Ontology annotation, biological process: regulation of DNA-templated transcription. The transcript is spliced from 4 exons. Lineage: Eukaryota; Fungi; Ascomycota; Sordariomycetes; Sordariales; Sordariaceae. Gene Ontology annotation, molecular function: histone H3K36 methyltransferase activity; protein binding. Gene Ontology annotation, cellular component: nucleus; chromatin. The coding region runs from base 652 to 4368 and encodes 1238 amino acids.
CGCAACCCGUGCAACCGCCAUUUCCACUCCCUCACGCCAUCACACAUUCUCGGUGCGCACACAACCACUCGACCACAUCGGUCCAUCCGUCGACCAGAGUCCAGCCAGGUCUCAAUCCAGGCACGCCCAGAGUAUCAAGGAAUACCCAUCUGCAUCGCUGCUGUCUGCUUCCGCAUUUGCCCGCGGCCCCCUUUCGAGUGUCUUGUCAGCUAUCUGGCUGGAACCUGGACUUUGCAGCUAUCUGAUCUUUCUUCAGCGACACAUCACAUUUCUCGGUUCUUCUGUCCAUCCGAACCUACCUAUGCACCAGUUGGACCGCUCGUUUCUCUUGCCCGUCUGUUGCUUGUCUUUCGAAACCGCCUCCCUCCGAAACCCACAGUGAAAAAGACAGCCAUUGCACCGCGUCGGCUUGUGAUCCUGCAUCUGCGCCAGUUGGGUGACCUUUUGCUUGCGUGGGCCUCCCUCGCCGUUGGGCCAAGCAAUCUCACCGUGGAGCCGGUCGAGUUUGCCACGCGCCCGCCGCGCUCCGCAUCUCCAACCACUACCACUUCCGGAAAACAGUAGCGUCGGGUAACUUUUUCUGUUACUAUCUAACCCGGCAGCCCAAGGCUCACUCACCUGGCGCGUUGGUCGCCUCGCGAAACCGCGGCAAUGGCGGCAAUUGUGGCAAUCGCUGAGCUGGCUCGGGGGCUUCUCAGUUCAGACUCGAGCUUUGUGAGCGCCGUGAGCGCGCCUACCGAUGCGUCCAUCGAUGCGUCUUCAAAUGCGCCGGCGUCGUUGACCUCGACACCGCCAACCACGGUCUCGCCGGAUAACAUGUCGCAGAUCUCUGAUGCAGAUGUUAGUGGCAAACCAGAUAUCGUUUCCGUACCCAGUCUAGAGAGUGCCAUCCCUUUGCUAGAGAACGAACAGCAAAACCAAGCUCGCCAACAGUUGCAACAAGAACAACAAGGGGCUGGCCAGGGGAUAACAGAGCCCCAACCAGACGCCAUUGUUGUGGUUCCCCAACCGCCUGCGGACCCCUCAUUGCCCGCUCAAGAGCCUGUCCCCGACACAACAGGUCGAUUUCCGCGCCGUGCACGAGGCAACAACGCCCCAGUAUACAACCUCGCGAGAUUGACCGGCACCUAUGUGCAUGGCAAACGCGCCUCGAAAGGUGACAUUGUCCUCCAGAAGAAGCGGAAACCGAAAGGUAGAAAACUACAGGCUCUACUGGCCCAACAGGCUCUCGAAGCUGAGCAGGCCGCUCAACUGGCCGCUCAGGGCGGAACUCCAGCAAACCCUGCCGCGGACGUACCAUCCAUUCAACCAGCAACCCAGGAAACCGACAAGCCCGAUUCGAACGCGCCCGCCGACACGCUCACCAUCCCGCCCGUCCACGCGCCCGCAGCCCCCGAGCCCACAUUUCCCGAAUCCGCAGCUAGUCCCGACAAAAAUGGCGCCGCUGAAGCAGCCGACGCCCCAGCCGAGGAAAAUCGCGUGGAUCAUGAGAGUCUCGACGCGUCGGUGCAUGAAGCGCCGCUUGAACUUUCCACAAACACGGCCGAACUGAGCUCGACGACAAAAGCCGAUACCGCACAAGACAUAAACCUCGACCCCUGCGGCGCGCUGAUUCCCGCCCUGCCAGUCGAUGUUCCCGACCAUAUCCCCGCGAUCGCACCGAGCGCAACCAGAAAGCCUGACACAAGGGGAGCCAAGGCAACCGAGAAGGACGUAGUCAAGAGGCCCGUCGGGAGACCCAAGAAACACACGGUGACAAACAUAGGCAAAGCAGCCAGGACAGCCCUCGUCGAAACAGCCGAGCCGGCCACUGCCGAAAAAGUUGGGACGAACACUAUCGGUGAAGCCGUAACAAGCUCCCCCAAGGAAGCCGUACCCAAUGUCGAGAAGGAAGCUGAACGCGGCAUCGAAAAAGAAGCGGAACCAAGCGGCACCGAAGAUAUACAAACAGGUGCAUGGGAAGAUGUUCCAGCAGAAACAACUGGGGAUGUACACACGAGCACAGCCAGCCAAGUAAAAGCAGUCAAAGCGAAGGGUACCAAAACAACGAGAGGCAAGGCAACGAAAGCUGAAACGAUCAAAGCUUCGGCUGUAGUCCCUGCUACGCGCAGAGCGACGCGUCAUUCGGGCGUGCCCGUUGAAGACCCUAUCUUGCCAUUGAUCACACCGGCAUCGGGCAAGAAAGCCAAGACAGCUGAGCCUGCUCUAUCUCGUGUCCCACGCGAACUAAAACGCUUGCGAGAUACUAACGAAUUCGUUGGUAUCGACACGCGUCCUAUUCGAUACUCUGUAUGGAGCAACGGAAAGUAUGUCAACGUAACUGAGGAGAAGGAGCCCACUGCACCAGCAAAGAAGAAGGCCAAGGUCGACAGCAGCACAGCUACAGUGCGCGAAGAUAGGAAGGAUAAGACGGUGGAACCAGAGGCUCCGACGAACACCGACUCUUCUCGUCCAGCUGUCAAGCAAAAGCGCGUCAAGAAGUGGCUUAACAAGGGUCUCUACGCUGGCCAGCAAGCGCCCGAGGACGUUACCAAAAGCCUCACUACGCAGGAGAGGAAGAGGCUCUUGAAUAUCCCAGAACUCGCGAAGAGUGGCCCACCGAACAAAGUCCUUCCACUGCCAAUCUUCAAUGGAUUGCGGCUGCUCAUCGCAGGUCGUGAUUUCAAGCUGCCGUUUGAUGUCUGCCACCCAUUGCCUCCCGGACAGCCCAAGCCCGCCGCAUACCGCACCAUGACAAAAAACCGUUUUAUUGGCCAGGCCGCGGCGAUAUGGAAGAAGACCCCUCACUUCGAGGAUUUUGCGUCCAAGUGUGUAUGUACGCCUGAAGACGGAUGCGCACAAGACUGCCAGAAUCGUGUUAUGCUGUACGAGUGCGAUGAUACCAACUGCAACGUCGGCAAGGAGUUCUGCCAGAACCGGGCUUUCCAGAUGCUCACGGAAAGAACCAAGAAAGGAGGUCGUUACCGCAUAGGUGUUGAGGUCUUCAAGACCGAAGACAGAGGAUAUGGUGUGCGUAGCAACCGCUGCUUUGAACCCCAUCAGAUCAUUAUGGAGUACACGGGCGAGAUCAUCACCGACGAGGAGUGUGAACGUCGAAUGAAUGAGGAGUACAAGAACAACGAGUGUUACUAUCUCAUGUCAUUCGACCAAAACAUGAUUAUUGACGCAACCACCGGUAGUAUCGCGCGGUUCGUCAAUCAUUCAUGCUCCCCUAAUUGUCGCAUGAUCAAAUGGAUCGUCUCUGGGCAGCCGAGAAUGGCGCUUUUUGCGGGUGACCGCCCCAUUCAAACCGGCGAGGAGCUAACGUACGACUACAACUUUGACCCCUUCUCCGCUAAGAACGUGCAGAAGUGUUUGUGCGGUGCGCCCAACUGUCGAGGUGUCCUUGGGCCCAAACCUAAGGAAGUGAAGCCGCCCAAGCCUCCGAAGGCAGAGGUCAAGGGCAAGAAAAAGGUUGGUAAAAGGAAGCUCCAAGAGCUCCUAGCCAACGGGAUAGAGAAUGUUGUAGAGGGCGAGGGGAGGUCACCCAAGAAAUUGAAGGUGGGUAACGCCCAAGCCGGCAAAGCGACCGAAGAUACAGCAAAGGGAGCUCCAACAUUCGUGUCGCGAAAGGUUUCCAAGGUGUCUGUCAGCGCCAAGUCCAAGGUCGCUUCGGCGAAGACCACCAAGACGUUCACUCGGAAAGUCAGCAUUGCGACGACGAGAGUUGUCAAAUCUUAUUCCAAGAAGGGCGCCGCCGCGAAGAGCAAGACGAUCACGCUGAAAGCUCCGUCAAAGGGUUCCAGCUUGACCAUAGUCGCAGCUGAUGCAGCCGGCUCUAUCACAGCGGCAGAAACGGCGGGGGCUGAAGAGGAGGCAGGAAACAAAGCUUCCAAGACAGCCAGGGUAACUCCCAAGAAUACGCCCAGGGCAAAGAAGAUGGCGGACGCUGUCCAAAACACUCCUACUAUUGCAGAGGGAGACGACGGCUCGAUUUUUGAUGUACCAUCAUCUUCUUCUGCAAGGAAACGCGCCCCCUCUUGGAAAGUGCGGGACUCGGGCGUAAAAAACGUAUCAUCCCUCUUCAGAAAAGCCAGGAAAUCACCUGUCAAGAUCAAGGAUACUGCCGAUCCGGCGGCCAAGUCUACGGCAGCCACCACCAAGAUCGUGAAACCGCGCAAGGCUUUCACGAAGGGGAAGGUCACAAGACCGGGCAAGGCGAUGCCAAAGCUGACCGUUGCUAAGAAGACGGGCAAGUCCGUGGCUAAGCCUGCGAUAUCAAAGUCUGGCAAGGGAUCUGUCAGCACUAAGGGUGCGACCAAGAUUCGCCUCGUUAAUAAGGCGGCUGAUGGCCAGGAUGAAAAUGCCGCUCCGGAAUUGGUCGUGUAAAGGGAAUUAGGCUGGGCGGUUCGUAUACUGUUCUUUGAUCGGGAUGUGUUGUAACGGGCACUCGGUGUCAUUGGAGGACAGCGUGUAAGAUUCAGAGACAUUUCAGGCUUUGGGGAGUGUGGCUAAAGAUACAGGAGUUGUGAGUUUGGCUUGGUUACUUGGCUCUGAUGUCCUUUUUGUGGUAUCUUGAGGACGUGUGGUGUCUUUUCGUCCUUGUAGUCAUAAAACGGGCGUUUGGCUUUUACAUGAUUCGUUCAUCUUUUCUUCCCCUUCUCCUCCUGGCGUCACUUGGUUGCUUGUAGUUUCUAGCUCCCUCAUUCAGGCUGAGAGGUGUUGGUUUGCAUCUUGAAAAUACAAUGAGCUGGAAUUCACGCUGGCUGGGAAGGAAGAAGCGGGCUCAUUAUUGGUUCGAGAAUUCUUACAACAACCUAGCAUGAGGAACCAACUCAGGCAGAAAUCAACAGUGGGUUCUCUUGAUGCCAAGGACGUUCCGCCAGUCUGCCUUUCUUUGGAAAAUGAUGAUCAUGUUGUACCUACACUUGUGCUGUUCAAAGGGUAUGGUACGUGCCAUGACGUCGAUCUCCCG